AUGACGCAAAUCUACUCUGACGUGCUCGAGAACAAGUCCUUCCGUCUAGCGACUGUCUCGCUCGGAACUCGUCCUGAUACUGGAACUGAAGUACCAAGUGUGACCCUCAUAACACAUCCUCUAGGUCCAGAGAUCAAGUACAAUGCACUCUCUUACACCUGGGGGCCACCAAGGAAUCUCGAAGACACAGACAGUUCCGAUGCGAUCAUUCUGUUCAAUGGUCACCUAUUUGCGGUUCAGCCAAAUUUGUACGAUGCGCUCCUCGAACUCCAGGCUACAUGUGGCGAAACUCCCAUCUGGAUCGACGCAUUGUGCAUCAACCAAUCCGACCAAACCGAACGAUCAGCACAAGUCUCUGUAAUGAACCAGAUCUACGGAAGCGCUAGCCGUGUCAUCGUCUGGUUAGGAAAGGCUACACCCGAGUUAGAAGCAGGCGUCAAAGCAGCUGCGCGCCUCGGCACAGAGUCCGUUCCUCAUACCAUUCGCAUGAUCCGCACUCAAACCUGGGACUUCAGCAAUGAUCUAUCCAACAUGUCAGAGAAGUAUGGAAUUGAACCUAUCGACUUCGACGAAGCUGUCGGAUUAGCUACAUUGUUUUCGUGCAAUUACUUCGUUCGCAUCUGGGUCAUCCAAGAAGUCUCCCUCAACAACGACGUCGUCGUUCUUUGCAACGGUACUUUCACACCCUUCGACUGUAUCGGCUACACAGCGGCAUUCUUGCACUACAGCGGCUUGUUCCAACAGGUAUACUCUCUUGCUCCGUAUGUCAGGAAAGACAGUUUUAUGCGAGACGAUGUCAAUAUGUUUGAGGCUGAAAGAAUCGGCCUUUUUCGCGAGUGGUGCAAAGACGAAAAGACUGAGUGGUUCGAAGUUUUAGAAGAAACUGUCGAUUUCGAAGCAGGGAUUGGUCAUACUCAACCGAAAUCUGCUGAGAUGUUACUUCUUCGGUUUCUGAUAACGUCGCUUCAGUUCAGGUCGACAGAUCGUCGGGAUAUCAUCUAUGGGUUGGGAGGUAUCAUGAAGAAAAUGGCUGCCGAGCAUGGAUCAUCGCUUCCUGCAGAGUUUGAGCCGAACUAUGACAUUGAUGUCAAAGAUUUGUUGACAGAUGUUGCGAGGAAGAUAGUCGAGACUACUGACUCUCUCGUUUAUCUGGGUCUUGUCAAGGAUCAUAGUGCGAGAGACAUUCCGGGUCUUCCAUCUUGGGUACCCAACUUCUCACCUACUCCAGUCAACAGUCUCUCUGGUGCAGUCUUUCGAUCCGCGGGGUCUUUCGAUGUGUCCAAGCAUAUCCCUCACACUUUAUCUGAACAAGUAUUUACUGUCGAUGGAGACGCUCUUAAUGUCUCUGCCUUUUGUCUUGGCAAGGUCGAGAAGCUGGGCGAGGCCUUCCUGACUGCUAUGAGUGGCGAGCAGAAGAUGAAUUCCGACGUUCUAUGCAGUAUGGAACAAGUCUAUCCACACACUGGUCAAUCAUCGGAUGAGGCCUUCUGGCGUACUCUUGUCUUUGACCAUGACCUUUCAUACCGACCUGCAAAGCUGAUCCGACUGGAAGAUUUCCAGAUGGCCAUGAUGGACUUGAUUGUACACCCACUGGCAAUCCGCCACAGAGAAGCCCCCUCGCCAGAAGAAGGCCAAGCUCUGGUCUUGGAGUCAAUCAGCCAAAUGUCCUACCUGGACCGAGUAUCCGCCAAAUUCCCUUCGAGUAUUUUCCCCAGGGUCAACUUAAUCAAAUCGAUGUGUAUGAAUAUUGGCCUUAUUCCGAAAGAGGAAGUUGAACUGGAUGAUGAAGAACGGAAGAUGUUGGCGGUGCCAAAGUCGGACCAUUCUAUGCCGCCGGCACUUGUAUUAAGCACGACUUAUAUCGGCCAUAGACCGUUCCUUACCGGCAGCGGAUUCCUUGGAAUGGGAUUAGAAUCGGUAGAGGUGGGGGAUGAGGUUUGGGUUAUUAGAGGAUGUCCGACACCCUUGGUCCUGAGAAGAGAGGGACAAGAGCUUAGCUUGGUUGGUGAGAGUUAUGUGCAUGGAGUCAUGCAGGGUGAGGCUGUUGGUGAUGAUACGAAGUGGGAAAAGAUCCAGAUAGUUUAG
Molecule: messenger RNA, 2085 nt
Organism: Fusarium coffeatum
Lineage: Eukaryota; Fungi; Ascomycota; Sordariomycetes; Hypocreales; Nectriaceae
Exons: 1
Coding region: 1-2085 (694 amino acids)
Source: RefSeq, a predicted model, not a curated record